Molecule: messenger RNA, 5258 nt
Organism: Folsomia candida
Lineage: Eukaryota; Metazoa; Arthropoda; Collembola; Entomobryomorpha; Isotomidae
Gene: Ltn1
Exons: 10
Coding region: 223-5034 (1603 amino acids)
Biological process (GO): rescue of stalled cytosolic ribosome; ribosome-associated ubiquitin-dependent protein catabolic process
Cellular component (GO): cytosol; RQC complex
Molecular function (GO): ubiquitin protein ligase activity; ribosomal large subunit binding
Source: RefSeq, a predicted model, not a curated record
AUUUCGUUGGAUCGAAGAAGGACAAUUAGCAUUAGUUAACAUCACAUUAGCUAUUAUCAAUUAGUGUUGUAGUACUAAAUUUUUCGCUGUAAUCCAAUUUGUAGUUUACAACUACCAUACACGAACCGGUCAAAUCAAGUCAUUUUAUAAGUUAAGGACAGCUGGAGGUCAUCGAGUUUCAUUAAUGUAAAUUAUCUACAAUUAAAUAAGUAAUCUAGCGACAUGGGAAAAGAUUCAAAACAGCGGACGAAAGGUGGUGUCCAGCCAUCAAAUUCGAGUCGUACAGCGGAACUCCUUCACAAAACAGGAUCCUCUGGUGGGGGCAGCCUCUCAUUUCUGUCUGCAGCGGCGGAAGCACAUUUGGAAUUUGGCGUAAAGCCACCAACCACCGUCUUGACUAGUUUGUUGAUUGAUGACGAUCUUCCCCCUGAGGUCCGUAUGGUGUUUAGAAAAUUACAGAAAAAAGAUGCAGUAACCAAAAUUAAGGCAUUGGCCGAAUUAGCCCAAAUUCUUGGGGCCCCACCCCCCGCUCAAACAGACUCACCUUCAACGUCCCGAGAGCCUUCGAGGGAACGACCACGCAUGAGUCGCGAAGAAUUGGAAGACUUAUCCAAAAUAUUGCUACCUCAUUGGGUCAAAGCGUAUCAAAAGUUAGUUUUGGACGAUUCUAGAAAAGUACGUGAACAAGCGCAACUCACGUUGACACAACUUUGCAAAAAUGUGGGGAGGAAUUUAGCUCCGUACUUGAAACAGUUGAUGCCGUCGUGGUAUUUGGUGCAGAAUGAUUUGUACAGUCCGGUCGCAUCUGCUGGGAAGAAGUCGUUCCUCACGGUCUUUCCAUCAGAAACCAAACAGUUGGAUGUGAUAAAAUUUUGCAAUGAGGAGAUUAUGCGGAUGAUGGUGGAUCAUUUGCAAGGUGUAUUCCGUGGUGGAAAGGAAGAACAGGGUACUGGGUUUAAGGAUAAAAAACAGAAAGGGAAAAAGAAAACUGGACAAACUGACGUUCCACUCCAAUCAGAGGGAAAUGUUUUGCCUGAAACUAGUGCUGCUGCUGACGAGGCAGGGUCAACUUCGACAAGGUCAGGACCAGAUCGAGGGGAUGGAGAAUCAUACGCCAUGAGAAUUACUUGCGCUUCCCUCCAAUCUUUAAAAACACUUAUUGAUCAAGGUCUCAUUAAUUAUGAAACGUUGGAUGAAGUAUUUGGUAGUCGUGGUUUAUUUUGGUGUGGGGCUGAUGUGACGAAAGAAUUAUUGGUCCGAAGACAUAUGUACGACAUUUUAUCCUCAUUGACGAAAUAUCUCCAGAUAGCAAAUCAAACUGAACCUGGUAGCAGUAGAAAUUUGUCUGCACAAGAAGACAACACGACAACAAACGCUCAACAGUUUAUCAUCCCUUCCGACAAGUGCACAAAAUUCAUCAACGCAGCUCUAUCUUCGAAUCAGAAAGAAACUCUGCCCAAUCUUUGGAACACAUUUCUCCUCCUCACCCUCAACGGCGUCUUGUCUGACAUUCAUCUUGCGAGGAAACAACUGCUUACGUGUUGCAAGAAUGGAUUUUAUGGCAAUGCUAGCCAAAUUGGAUCCAGUGUUCUUCCCUUGUUGGCCAGAAUUUGGGAAGGAUUUGCUCAGGAUGAUAAUUCAAAGCAGGAAUUUUCUCAUGACAUAAUUUCCUCCACAAUUACGGGGUACGGAAAUGAAAGAUCCCUCUUUGAAAAAGCGUCCAUUGCGAGAACGUUGGUUGAAAUUGUGGCCUUUCUCUCCAACCAUGAAGUCAUUGAAAUGAGACCCGUGUAUCAAUUUAUAUUUUCCAAUCUGUCCGACUUGACAUCUGAUUUUGCCCAACUGCACGGAAAUCUGAUUAAGGAUCAAGAUUAUUAUGAUGGAUUAAUUGAAUUCGGGUUUGAAAAUAGUUCUCGUGAAGUUUUCAACUCGAAAGAGUUUGGUAAUUUUCUUGUCAAUUUGUGCGUAUUGCACGAUGCUAAAUCAUCAAUGCAAAAUCAAAAACCUGCCGGAGCAUUUCGAAGGAAAAGGGUUCAAUUCCGAGGAGAAGACGAGUCUUCUGAUAAUAUUGGCAGUGGUGAUCAAGCAGAAGGAGAAAAUAAGCCUAGUCUGGAUUUCUCGUCACUUUCUGAUCAAAAGCAACAAUUUCUUCAAACAGUGAUCAAGCGACUAGUUCAAGAAUCAGCUUACAAACCGGUGACUGUACUCUCCAAAAAAUUCAAGGAUAAGAGAAUUUGGACUGGAAUUAGCAUCAUUGACGUUGACCUUUCAUCGGAAGAAGAUAAAUUAACACGACUUCAAGUCUAUUUGGAAUUGAUUAACGUAUAUCCCGAGGUUCCAGUUUUACUCGGAAAAUUCUCUGACGAAUUUGAAAACUUUCAAGAUCCUUCAGAUUUUAAACAGUUCCUAAAAGAGUUGAGUCUAUAUACGCACCUCCAACCCAUCAAGAGGUGGGUGCGGAUGCCACAUUUCACAGGAAUCGUGGAAAGUCUCCUACUCGCCGGAAGUUUGGAUGAAUCCGAACUUCAAACAAUUUUAAAGUUUGUCUUCCGUGACCUAUUUCCGCAAGAGUUCGUUUCUUCAAUUAUCGGCACUAUGACAGAGAGAAUAGGACGGGACCCAACUUUUUCGGAUGACCUUUCCCACAUUUUGGUUUCUUCCAACUUUAGAGCAGAUUUGACUCAGAUUUACAAGUAUUACUGGGAAUCAUACUUUCUCAAGAGCGUCCUUUCUAUGGUCGAAUCCUCGGAUUUGGAAUUGAUUGAAACCGUGUGUUUCAGAAAUUUGGGAAAGCUCGAUCUCACCGAUGUGGCCCAGAUUCUAGAGAAAUAUUUGGAAUCUUGUGAUAAAACAAAGCAAAUUGACAUUCUUAUCGAUAUCAAUAAACGACUUGGAUUCUCAGGAGAAAUUCUGCAACCACUGCCACACGCACAACUUAAAGUCAAAGCAGACUUGCUUGCUUUCCUUGGCAUGAGCUACUCUCAUGAAAUAUCGGCCGAUGGACUGGACCAAGUCCCAAAGUUUUCAAAGAUUCACCGAUCUGCAAUUUCUAAAGCGAUCUUUAAGGGAAAAUUAAUCCUGGAUUCAAGUUUGGCUACACCUUCGGACCUGAUUGUACCCCUCCUCAAUGUGAUAUAUGCUCAAGGCUUGGCCCGAGUGUGGGAUGAAGUUGAAAAAUCAUCAUAUUUUGAAAUUAUGAAUAGAGAGUUAACCAAUGAGCUUGACAUGGUCAGCUCAAGACUUACAGAGAAGAUCUAUGAAGACAAGAACGCCUGGAAAAUUUUGUGGAAUGAGGUGAGCAACAUGGAGACAUCUUCACAUUCUUCGUCGUCGGGGGCCGAUCCACUCUGGCAGAGCCGACUUCCUCUCCGAAUUCUAAGAGAUUAUUGUCACAAAGCGGAGUUAACGAGUGGCCUUAAGAAGACUAAAUUGUCACCUACACCUCCAAUUGGAGAGGAGACGAUUCAAGACCAAGUGUCGCAAGUGCUGCGAGAUUUCUCUCAAAAUCUGUUCAAAGUAAAGGAAAUAAUUUCUUGGCUGACAGAAAAGAGAGUUAAACAACCCGAACUGUUUGAAUUCGAAUCUCUCUUCAAGAACAUAAAGAAUAAAACUUUGGUCAACAAGUUGCUCAUAAUUACGACAGAGCUGAUGUCUCGGGCAGAAAAAGAUGACGAAAUUACGGAAGAAUUUCUCAGCUUGGGUGCCUGUUGGAUAGCGGCAUGGCUCAAGCAGACGAAAUAUAUCAACAUCAAUUCGAAGCUGCAGCUCCUGUGGGUCUCCAAUCUGGCCAAGGCGGUCAGUGUUUGCAGCAACAGGGCGAGAAAUUUGGAACAACUCUGUCCAAAAUUUGUCCAGGAGUUCAUCGAGUUUCAUUCAAGUCAGCUCUACCCCGUGAUUUACUCCAUUUUUGUUCAAUUGAAUGAAGAAGUCGUGUCGCACAAUUUUUGGACGUUACAAACUCUUUUGUACGUGUCAAAAGCGUUCGUGACUUGUCCCUCGAAUACGCUGGCGUAUAUUGAACCAGAUGGGGUUAAGUUGUGUGAAGUUUUUGGAAAGAUUUUGGGCGAUGGGGUUUCAUUACCGGCAAGGAUCACAGCCUACAGAAUUCUAAAGAAAGUUCGAUACGACCGAAGUGGAGAGGGAGAUUUGCCCAUUGUUCCUCCCGUGAUUGGAAAUGUUAUCAAGGCAUUGUUGGAUACGUUGAAUCGCGACGGGACAAAUAAUGAUGUAAUGAUUUCAUAUCUGCUCAUUUGGGACGCUUUACUAAAAAUUCAGCAAGGAUCCAACGAAUUCGCUACAUACGUUAGGGAUCAGGAAUUUCUUCUCACCCCGUUUUUGAACACACUCUUCUUUUCUGAACACAUUUCUCUAGAGAACGCAAACCCAAAACAUUUUGAAAAAGAGUUGAACUUGAACCCCGAUUCUCCCGUGAAUCUGUUACAAUUAUCCUGCUCUGUGGUGCAAAGAACGCUAAGAAACUUGCCUUACACAGUGAGAUGGUGGUGGAAUAAUCAAGUCACAAGACAGCGAGAUCGUGUAUUUGUGGAAAAAUUUAUUGUCAAGUAUUUAUCCAGCAAAUUGGCUGCGGAAGAGUUGAGUAGUGUGAAGUUGAGGGAAGGAGUUGAUGAUAACGUGACGGUUCAUUGUCAUUCUGGAUGCAACGAGCUAAUUGCUCACUACAGAAUUGAAGAAACAAAUGUUACUCUCACUGUCAGUCUCCCUCUAAACCAUCCCCUGGGUCCCGUAACUGUAAAGAUUAGUGAUAAAAAACUUCACGGGAAAAUUAGCCAUUUACUCAAUACAAGAUCGCACUCUUUAUCGGCCGGAUUAAAAUUAUGGAAGGAAAAUUUGGAUGGACUAUACAAAGAUGUGGACGAGUGUGCCAUCUGCUUCUUCAUUUUACACAACGUAACUAAACAAAUUCCAAAAUUGGCAUGUAAAACAUGCAAAAAGAAGUUUCAUGCGGCCUGUCUCUACAAAUGGUUCAGCACCAGCAACAAGUCCGAAUGCCCCCUGUGCCGAAAUUUGUUUUAAAAAAUGGUUUCAACUGUUACUGCUACUUUGUUGAAAAUAUUUCUCUUUGUUAAGUUUGAUCCAAUUUUGUUAACCAUAUCCUCCAGGAUUGGGAUUAACAUGUCUAUUUUCUCAAAAUUAUUCUUACAUAUCACGCAAAAUUAACUGUUAAUCAUAAUAGUCUAAGAUGUGUGUAAAAAUCUUCUCGACAUUAAAAAUACAUCCCUACUCGAACAAGUUGUUAA